AUGUUUGUAAAUAAUUUCAAAGAAAAGGCAACCAGUAGUGGUGGAGGGUUUUUCUUUGACUAUUGUGUGGAUGAAAAUCGACAUUUGACUAGAGUUUUUUGGGCGGAUGCCAUUAGUAGGAAAAACUAUUCUCUUUUUGGUGAUAUGAUAUCAUUUGAUACAACUUUUGAUACCAAUAAAUGUUGUAUGGUUCUUGCCCCAUUUACUGGAGUUGAUCAUCAUGGAAAAUGUGUUACUUUUGGUAUGGGCCUACUUGCAAAGGAAGAUAUAGAAUCUUUCGUUUGGUUGUUUGAAUGUUUUUUAAAAGCUAUGGGUAAUUGUCAACAUACUUGUCUCAUUACUGAUCAAGAUGCAGCAAUGAAACAAGCAAUUGAAAAAGUUUUCUCUAAGCCAUUUUAUAGACUUUGCAUGUGGCAUAUCAUGAAAAAAGUGCCGGUAAAAGUAGGUCCAGAUAUGUGUAGAACAACGAUGUUUCUUGAGAAACUGGAUGCUGUUGUUUGGGAUAGAGACCUUGAGCCAGAUGAAUUUGACAAAGGGUGGAAUUCUGUGAUGCGUGAAUUUGGCUUAGAAGAUGAUGGGUGGUUUACUGAUAUGUUUAACAUAAGACAUAUGUGGAUCCCUUCUUACUUUCGAAAUCUUUUCAUGGGUGGUAUUUUGAGGUCCACACAGAUUUUAGAGUCUGAGAACAACUUUUUCACUUUGUUUACAAAUGCAAAUCUUCUUCUAGUUGAGUUAUGGUUUCGGAUAGAAUCAGUCAUGGAUGCUCAAAGACAUGCCCAAAACAAACUUAACUCAGAUUCUAAGAAUUCCAUGCCUCGUCUCAUUACUCCUCUUCCUUUAGAGAAGCAUGUAUCUCUUGUUUACACACACAAUAUGCUCUACAAAUUUCAGAGGGAGUUUCAAAAUGCAAUUUUUAAUUGUGGGGUUUACAAAGUACAAAUAGAGGAAGCUGUUGAGGAGUUUGAAGUUACAGAUAAUACAAGGAAGAAAACAUAUCAUGUAACUUAUAUUCCUGAUUCUCAUGAUUGUUUUUGCUCUUAUGCUUCAAAAAAGCCCAUUUUCGACUUUUGUGAGGACUUUGGUGGUAAAGAAAUAAAUAAGAAGAAAAAAGUUGUUGGGGAUCUUUGGUCGAAAUUCUUCCCAUGUGUAAGCCUUGUUGAAAAUAACACAGACCAUCUUGAGUUAUUAUUGGAAAGGUUAUCUGCUUUUGAGGAGGAAAUGAAACCUGGAAAAGAAAAUGUUGAGCAACAAUCUAAAGACAAGCAUAUUGAGUUGUUCGUUGGUUCUAAUAUAGUAUCAGGUGGUAUACUUCCUCCAAACAAGUCUUCAAACAAAGGAAGUGGUACGGGAAAGAGAAAGAAAAGAGAUCAAGAGAUAGCCAUUGAAGCAAGCAACAAAAGGGAGAGACUUUGUAGAUCAUGUGGUCAACUUUCAACUCAUGAUAGUCGUAAUUGCCCUGAGAAAAAGAAAAAUCUAGAAUGA
Messenger RNA from Beta vulgaris subsp. vulgaris (sugar beet), 1482 nucleotides. Its product is annotated as protein FAR-RED IMPAIRED RESPONSE 1-like. Lineage: Eukaryota; Viridiplantae; Streptophyta; Magnoliopsida; Caryophyllales; Amaranthaceae. The transcript has 2 exons. Bases 1 to 1482 code for a protein of 493 amino acids. The record is from RefSeq and is a predicted model, not a curated record. Gene Ontology annotation, biological process: regulation of DNA-templated transcription.